Molecule: messenger RNA, 2690 nt
Organism: Rhinolophus ferrumequinum (greater horseshoe bat)
Lineage: Eukaryota; Metazoa; Chordata; Mammalia; Chiroptera; Rhinolophidae
Gene: MMP13
Product: matrix metallopeptidase 13
Exons: 10
Coding region: 24-1439 (471 amino acids)
Biological process (GO): proteolysis; extracellular matrix organization; collagen catabolic process
Cellular component (GO): extracellular matrix
Molecular function (GO): zinc ion binding; metalloendopeptidase activity
Source: RefSeq, a predicted model, not a curated record
GCCUGAGGGUACAACAAGUCAAGAUGCACCCAGGUGUCCUGGCUGCCUUCCUCUUCUUGAGCUGGACUCGUUGUUGGUCCCUGCCACUUCCCAAUGAUGAGGAUGAUGACGAUUUGUCUGAGGAAGACUUCCAAUUUGCAGAGCACUACCUCAAAUCAUACUACCAUCCCCUGAAUCCUGCUGGCAUCCUGAAGAAGAGUGCAGUGAGCUCUAUGGUUGACAGGCUCCGAGAAAUGCAGUCGUUUUUUGGCUUAGAGGUGACUGGCAAACUUGAUGAUAACACCCUAGAUAUCAUGAAAAGACCAAGAUGUGGGGUUCCUGAUGUUGGUGAAUACAAUGUUUUCCCUCGAACUCUCAAAUGGUCCAAAAUGAAUUUAACCUACAGAAUUGUGAAUUAUACCCCUGAUUUGACUCAUUCUGAAGUGGAAAAGGCAUUCAAAAAGGCCUUCAAAGUUUGGUCUGAUGUGACACCUCUGAAUUUUACCAGGCUUCACAAUGGCACUGCUGAUAUCAUGAUCUCUUUUGGAACUAAAGAGCAUGGCGACUUCUACCCAUUUGAUGGACCUUCUGGUCUCCUGGCUCAUGCUUUUCCUCCUGGGCCAAAUUAUGGAGGCGACGCCCAUUUUGAUGAUGACGAAACUUGGACAAGUAGUUCCAGAGGCUACAACUUAUUUCUUGUUGCUGCCCACGAGUUUGGCCAUUCCUUAGGUCUCGACCACUCCAAGGACCCGGGAGCACUCAUGUUUCCCAUCUACACCUACACAGGCAAAAGCCACUUCAUGCUUCCUGAUGACGAUGUACAAGGGAUACAGUCUCUUUAUGGUCCAGGGGAUGAAGACCCCAACCCUAAACAUCCCAAAACGCCAGACAAGUGUGAUCCGUCCUUAUCCCUUGAUGCCAUUACCAGUCUCCGAGGAGAAACAAUCAUCUUUAAAGACAGAUUCUUCUGGCGCCUGCAUCCUCAGCAGGUUGAUGCAGAGCUGUUUUUAACAAAAUCGUUUUGGCCAGAACUUCCCAACCGUAUUGAUGCUGCAUAUGAACAUCCUUCCCAUGACCUUAUCUUCAUCUUUAGAGGCAGAAAAUUUUGGGCUCUUAAUGGUUAUGACAUUCUGGAAGGUUAUCCAAAAAAAAUAUCCGAACUAGGAUUUCCAAAAGAGGUUAAAAAGAUAAGUGCAGCUGUUCACUUUGAGGACACAGGGAAGACUCUCUUCUUCUCAGAAAACCAGGUCUGGAGCUAUGAUGACACUAAGCAAGUGAUGAAUAAAGGCUACCCAAGACUGAUAGAAGAGGACUUCCCGGGAAUUGGUGAUAAUGUAGAUGCGGCCUACGAGAAAAAUGGUUAUAUCUAUUUUUUCAAUGGGCCCAUACAGUUUGAAUACAGCAUCUGGAGUAACCGUAUUGUUCGUGUCAUGCCAGCAAAUUCCCUGUUGUGGUGUUAAGUGUCUUUUAAAUAUUGUUAUUUAAAUCCUGGAGUAUUUGGGGUAAUGCUUCCACCAAUAUGGGAGGGAGGGGGCUGGGAGAGGGAGAGGUAUCAGGGGAAAGCUUAGUUCUGUGAACAAGCUUCAGUAAGUUAUCCUUAAAUAUGUAAUAUCUUUAUGACUAUGCGUGGCUGGAACCACAUUGAAUUUUAAAGUAAUGAAAUUCAGUAUCUCUAAGGAUCACCUUUUUGUGUGUUAUCAGAGUAAUAAUUGGUAAAAUUUCCCACAUCAAAAAUGGAAUGUAUGGUUUAUCAAAGAGAGUUAGCAUAAUUUUUAAUAUGUUUAUAAGGAAAUUUUGCAAAGACAUAAGAGCAUAUCGCAUUUAUAUAAUUAAUAAAUCAUAUUUGUCAAAAAAUUUAAAAUAGUAUGAAAAUGGAAUUUGGGGGGAACAUAUAGUAGCCAUAGAUGAACAAAGAUAAACUAAAAGGAAAUGUCUGUAAUUAAUAUAUUGGAAACAAGUGACAAAGAAAUAAUUUGGGUUUUGCAUGGAAAAUAUUUGGAUGUACAUGUACUUCUUCAUAUGGACACUAAGGACAUAUCAAAGUCACUACAGAUAGGAGACAGAGACAGGUGAGGACCUGUGAGGACAGUAGACGUGGUCUUUGAAUUCUGGUUAAUUUUCACUUUGACAAAGACUCAAAGGCUACUCUCAAAGAAGACAAAUAUUUCUUUGCAUAUUUAUAGAAGAUAAAGAGAGACAAUUUCUCUUUGUAUUCAAAUAUUCUCAGUCUCUCAAAAAUAUCAAAGUCAAGUAUUGAAAUUGUUACCAAAAUGAUCUAAGACCACAGCAUCACUUUUCAUAAAUUAUCUGAUUAAGACUAAAAGUAGUGGGGUUUUUUCCCCCUAUUUUAUCAAGAUAAUUGUUUUAAUUGUCCAGUUACAUUGAAUAUAUAGGCUAUUUUUUAUAGCUAUAGAUUAAAAUAUAUUUUAUAAAUUGGAAGGAUAUAUGUUAAAACAGAGACAACAGAGACAUCCAAAAUAAGGAAAACAGUUUAAAUAAAUUGUGGUCCUCUUGAGGACAUGGAACAGUGCCUUUCUCUCUCUCUCUCUCUCUCUCUCUCUUUAAAUCCCUCAGUACUUUUUAUAGUGCCUGGCACUUGGCACUUUUGAAUAUAUGAAUGGCCAUAGAGGAAAGAACCAUUAUUCUGAGAGAUCUUGUUUAUAAAAACUCAGGCAAAGAAAAGAUAGUAUGUUAUAUUCACAAAAUGUAUU